Molecule: messenger RNA, 2092 nt
Organism: Striga asiatica
Lineage: Eukaryota; Viridiplantae; Streptophyta; Magnoliopsida; Lamiales; Orobanchaceae
Source: the annotation of a GenBank genome assembly
AGAUUACGGCCCAAUGACGUGGAAAAAGGGGGAAACGAACACCAGAGGAGAGAGAAAAAAGCAAAAAGCGCUGUGGGCCGGCGGGCAGCUGGUGCCUCCGCCGUCUCCGAUGAGGACUUCACCGUCGAUGAGAAAGGCGUUACUCUAAAAUCAAGAUACCAAGUAAAUAUGAUGAUGGUUAUUAGCAAUGAACAAGAACAUAGUGAGACAGAAGGUAGUCGGACAAAGAAGAAGAAGAAGCAGGAUGGAAAAUCUCGUCCAGCAUGCUCAUGGGUGCAUUUUAGUCGUGAAUUUAUCAAAGAGUACACUGCUUCCCAUCCUGAAUCGUCAGGGUUGAAAGUGGCCACAAAAGCUGCCUCAGAUGCUUGGAAGUUGAUGAGUCCAGAAGAGAAGGCAAAGUACACGAAUCGUGCCCGUGAAGUUUGGGAUAAGUACUUAAGCAAUACACCUGCCCGUAUUCCCAAGCCAAGAAGACAGACCAAACUUGUUACGAGGUGCUCUCCCGGUCGUUUAUUAAAUGUGCUGCAACGACUCACUCCUGACCAAAAGGAUGCUGUCAAAAGCAUGGGCUUUGGUAGUAUCCUUAAUCUCAGGUGCCGAACUCUGAGGCGCAGUCUCUGCCUCUGGUUAUUGGAUAAAUUUAAUACAGUUAGGCGCAGUUUGGAGAUUUGUGGAGAGCGCAUACCUUUAACUCCACGGGAUGUUGAACUGGUGAUGGGAUUGGCGUCUAGUGGGAAGGAUGUGGUUAAUUCUGGGCCCGAUGAGUUAAUUGCUGAUUUACGCAAAAAGUACAAUGCCACUAAUCGUGGGAUCUCUGUUCGGCUUCUGGAGGAAAGGUUGGCGGCCCCAGAAGCAGGAGAGGAUUUCAAGAGAUCUUUCCUCCUCUAUGUCUUGGGCACUCUUAUAUGCCCCACGGCAAGGCUGGACGUUAGCCCCUCAUUUCUCCAUUUCUUGACAAAUAUGGACGUGGUCCACCAAUAUAAUUGGGGAAAGUUUUUGCUUGACCGGCUAGUUCGAGAGGUGGCCCGCUAUCGCCAGGGAAAGCAACGUGCAGUUGGUGGUUGUCUUUUGUUUCUCCAGCUUUUUUACUAUGAGAGUGUUGCUGUUGGAGAACCAUCUGAACUGUCCCCAGCUAUUUUCCCUUGUCUGGCAUCUUGGGGUGAGGAGGAAAUUAGUGAGAGGGAGAAGCAAGAGAGGGAGCUUGGCGGCUAUGGAUGUGGAGAGGUUGUUUGCAAGGAAAGAGGGCUUGGGAUGGGAAUGCUAGGUUAUAGAACCCAACCAGAAAGCAUGCAGUUGCCUAUAACACCAUCAGAGAUGGACAACUACCCUCUACUUGAGCAGAUUGGGUUUCAGAAGGACGAGAUGGAGAUUUCCGAAGCCCCGUGCCGCAACUCACAGUACGGGUGCCCCCACAUCAAGUGCAAGGAGCACGAAGAGGACAACUGCCCAUACUCCCCCUGCGCUUGCCCCAUCCGCAACUGCCACUUUCUGGGCUCGUCCGCACAGCUGUCCGAGCACUACAGCAGCAAGCACUGGGAUUCGGGCCGCCGCUUUCAGUACAACUGUCCGCUACCCGUAACUCUCAACAAAAACGAAACCUUCCUCGUUCUCCAGGCUGAAAAAGACGGCAUCCUCUUCCUUGUUAAUAAAGGGACAGAGAGCAUUGGCCACACAGUCAUGAUCACGUGCAUUGCACCCACCUCGUCAAAGGACCAGUAUUUGUACGAUAUUGUCUCCGAGAGAGGGAACACUUGCCUCAGGUUGAAGUCAUAUACGAAUAGCUUUCCGGGUAGGGUCCAUGUGGGAUCCACGCCUCUUGAUUUUCUUCUCGUGCCCUUUGGCUUUCUCAGUUCCGCAGGCAAUUUGGAGCUCGAGAUGUGUAUAUGGAACACUACUGAUAUAGGGGAAGACUAGACUCUCAGACUCACUCACUCGUCUUUAUCCAAUUAUUCCUCAUCAGCCUUCUUUUCCUUUCUCAUACCAAAUAUCGGCAAGCUGUUGAAUGUGCAUUCUAGAAUUUAGGGACACCUUUAAAGAAUUGAGCAAUACUACUUACAUCAAAAUAAAUUAUUAUUAUUAUUAUUAUUAUUAU